CAGUGAAAUGUGUUGCCGCGCGAACACACGCGAGCCACGUGUCCAUGACGUUAUGUAUGACUUGGAUGGAUGCGCGACAUCAUUUCGAUGUACAAUGUGUACACAUACACACACGACAAUACGCGUCUGUCGCGAGUGAAACAUUCAAAUGUCCUGCGUCGUUACUUUUCUUCCAAUAAUAAUUGCCGAUUGUUCACGAUAGUAAAGACGUUCGAUCGCAUUCCUAAUUCCGAUUGCGAACUGUGCGCGAAAACCGCACGCAUGUGAUUGAAAAACGUUCAUUGCUUUUGUUUUAAGUACAUACUUACAUGCCAUGUGAUUUUGUUCAACCGUCAUUACUGCAUCUUACACAGAAACUACAAUGUCGACUCUGAAAACAGAUGUCUAUCGUUACUUCGAGUAAAUCUCACGAUGUUUGUCGUGUAUCACGAUACACGGUGCUAGGUACAUAUGAAGGGAAAAGACGACGACAGAUUUUUCGAUUGUGUAUCCUGUACAUGGAUUAGACGCGAUGAAGAUUACGAAAAUGUUUGGGCAAGAUGACGAACAUGAGGAGGACCUGUUUUAAGGGAGGACGUUGCGAUUUGCAAUGCCUUUCCAUUUCAUUGUAUACUCACACUUCUCGAGGCUGUUACGACUUUGAUUUUGCCUAACAAGUAACACGUAACAAUCAUGCGAUUCAACCUUUUUAUACUAGUCGUUACGGUCUUCGGACCGUUCGACACGGUUAUCUGCGAUCAAACAGGACGAUCUGACCAAUUGAAGCCAUCCGGGGAAGAUUAUAAGGAGAAGCUAGAUACACAGUUGAUAUCGGAACAAGAGGAUCCUCUGUUAAUGUUUUCCACUUUGGACGGUUCUCUCAUUGGUGUGGAACAACGAGCUGGGAAUGUGCUUUGGAAGCAAAACGAUGAACCGAUAGUCAAGGUACCGGUUGAUCUUGCAAGAGCUUCUGCGCCUAUGUUCUUACCAGAUCCGAAGGAUGGCUCCCUAUAUGUGUACGGGGCAGAAACGGAUGCUCUGAAGAAACUGCCAUUCACCAUUCCACAACUCGUGGCCAACAGUCCCUGUCGCAGCAGCGACGGGAUAUUAUACACCGGUAGAAAAAUCGACACGUGGUUUGGGGUCGAUCCUAGAACCGGCGAAAGGGAGCAGCUUCUAGGAUUUGAUACGGCCAAGAGUACUUGCCCCAUAAAGUCGCAAAACGUCGUUUUCAUGGGACGCACGGAAUACAAUAUUAUCAUGGUCGACAGCAAGCAAAAGAAUAGAAAAUGGAACGUUACGUUCUACGAUUAUUCUGCCGCGAAAAUGGAACCGGAAGGAAUAGAGAAUUACGACCUGGUUCAUUUUACGACGAGUUCGACUGGUCGCGUAGUCACCGUGGACAGGAGAUUAGGAAUCAUGUUAUGGGAGCUGGACCUCGAGAGUCCCGUGACAGCGCUGUAUCUCGUAAAAGACGACGGCUUGAUAACAGUUCCUUUUACGAGCGUUGCCGAUGAAACUCUGGACCUUCUAUUGAAACGUUUCGCGAACAAACCAAGUGACAUUCAGCUCUAUCCAACAUUGUACAUCGGCCAGCAUAGGCACGGACUUUACGCGCUACCGUCUCUCGUCGAUUCGACGACGGCUACGAUUUCAAGCAGCGUCGGUCAGUUGUUGCUCGAAGGUCCGUUGCCUGUUCCACAAUUAGACGAUAGACAAAUAGACGACAACCGAGACGUUCCUGUGUCUGACGAUGGCGAAUACUUGAGCACCACGGACUCUACUGUUCGGUCUGACGACGAGUAUAAGUCUGUCAUAGCACUAGGUCAUUACGAGAUACCUGCUGAAUAUAAAUUACAAGAUCAGCAGCCGCUUCAAAUCACCGGACGGUCCGAUCCUGUGAUCGACUCGUUACCCUUACGAUAUCUGAAUUCGACGAAACGAUCGUUGUUCGGAUUGCGAUACGGGGACGAAUUUAACAACGGUACGAGCAACAGGUCUUGGCGCGAGGUCGUACGGAGCGCGUACACCAUCAGCAAGAACUGGCUCAGUCAACAGGAGAACAAAGGAUUGAAAUUGACGCUGAUCGUAUUGCUAGGAUGCAUACUAGCGAUGUUCUGGUAUUUGAACGCACAAUUCAAAGAGUUUCAACAGCUCUCACAGGGCUCUCGAGAAAAUAGUCGUACGAACGAUUAUUAUGGAACGCGGUCAAACCCCCUCGUGAUUCCAGAAGACAUGGGAGAGGGGGUGGUGAAAGUUGGUAAGAUAACUUUCGAUACAGGACAAGUUUUGGGCAAAGGGUGCGAAGGAACGUUUGUGUACAGAGGCGAGUUCGACGGACGCUCCGUAGCUGUGAAGCGCCUCUUGCCCGAUUGCUUCACGUUCGCCGAUCGAGAAGUGGCGCUCCUCAGAGAAUCAGACGCACACGCCAAUGUUGUGCGUUACUUCUGCACUGAGCAAGACAGGAUGUUCAGGUAUAUCGCGUUAGAACUAGCCGAAGCAACGUUGCAGGACUACGUUGGAGGGAAGUACGACAAGCGAAAGAUAUCCGCAAAAAGUAUUUUACGACAGGCCACUUCGGGUUUGGCGCAUUUGCACCUUCUCGACAUCGUGCACAGGGAUAUCAAACCGCACAACGUGUUGUUAUCCGCACCGGGACCACGUGGGGAAGUAAGAGCGAUGAUAUCGGACUUUGGCUUGUGCAAGAAACUUCAACUGGGACGUGUGUCAUUUUCACGAAGAUCGGGUGUGACGGGAACUGACGGUUGGAUCGCACCGGAGAUGUUAAACGGAGACAGGACCACUUGUGCCGUGGACAUAUUUUCCUUGGGCUGUGUGUUUUAUUACGUUCUUUCCGAUGGGAAACACCCGUUCGGAGAUCCGUUACGGCGUCAAGCUAAUAUUCUUUGCGGUGAAAGCGAUUUAAUGGCACUACACGAUGGAAUUUCACGGAACGAUAAGGAACUAGCGUUAGUUCUCAUAAAAGCGAUGAUAUCGAGCAAUCCAUCGGAACGGCCGCCAGUAACAGCUGUCUAUGAUCAUCCGAUAUUCUGGGAACCCGCGCGAAUUCUUGGUUUUUUCCAGGACGUGAGCGACAGGGUGGAGAAGGAGCAGGUCGAUAGUCCGGCUUUACUUGCACUAGAAUCGGACCACGAUCGAGUGGUGCAGGGAGACUGGAGGUUGCUCAUCGACGUGGAAGUUGCCACGGAUCUUCGAAAGUACAGGAGUUAUCGGGGCGAAAGCGUCAGGGAUCUGUUAAGGGCAUUGCGAAAUAAGAAACAUCAUUACAGAGAAUUGAGCCCACAGGCUCAAGAGAGCCUCGGUGAUAUACCUGAUAAGUUCACGAAUUAUUGGCUGUCAAGGUUCCCCUGCCUGCUCUCGCAUGUCUGGUGCGCUAUGCAAGCCUUUCGCGACGAGCCAACGCUGAGGAAUUAUUAUCACGCCGACUACGUCUUCGCAAACAUUUUUGAGCCGGAGUCGGCGCAGACCAUUAGAAACGCGUACUCGACCAGCAGUUACGCGUUACCAAAUAAUUCUUGGAGAGUCAAGGACGACAUCGAUUGGAGCCCGAACAGGGCGAGGUAUCGAGGUCAACGAAAGAAACAGGACAAGAAGAAGCUUGACGUACCGCUUACUUGGACGUUACCCACCAAUUGAAGAUAUCGCUGACUCGAAACGAGUUUGUAAAAAGAUUUUAGAGUGAGCGAUGAGACUAAUUGAAGAUAAUUUGUACAUAAUGUGAUACGUCGAUGGAGGACAUUUGUAUAAAAAGAGAAAAAAACGAAAUAAAUACAGUCUAUGCUAUAAGUAACAGA
Messenger RNA from Ceratina calcarata, 3794 nucleotides. RefSeq names its product serine/threonine-protein kinase/endoribonuclease Ire1 (gene Ire1). The coding region runs from base 673 to 3636 and encodes 987 amino acids. NCBI's taxonomy places the organism in Eukaryota, Metazoa, Arthropoda, Insecta, Hymenoptera, Apidae. The record is from RefSeq and is a predicted model, not a curated record. Gene Ontology annotation, cellular component: IRE1-TRAF2-ASK1 complex. The transcript has 13 exons. Gene Ontology annotation, biological process: mRNA processing; IRE1-mediated unfolded protein response; protein phosphorylation. Gene Ontology annotation, molecular function: protein serine/threonine kinase activity; RNA endonuclease activity; ATP binding.